Messenger RNA from Trachymyrmex cornetzi, 1482 nucleotides. RefSeq lists its product as uncharacterized. Bases 659 to 1090 code for a protein of 143 amino acids. The record is from RefSeq and is a predicted model, not a curated record. Lineage: Eukaryota; Metazoa; Arthropoda; Insecta; Hymenoptera; Formicidae. The transcript is spliced from 3 exons.
AUGGAAAAAUUACCUUUAUCCGAAAACGUUCACAAAGCUUUCCAAGGAUUACUCAGGGCAUUCCUCAACAUACCCUGCUCGGGACUGGGGUAGAGUUUACUCGUCAUGCGCAGAAACGCAUUUUUCACAUUAUACGUGAAAUUCUACCUCAGUUUUGUAAGACUCGUAGGUUACCGCUAUACAACGAUACGAACUUUAUCUUUCAUAAUAUUGUCAUCAAUAUCUAAAAUGUCACAAUCUCAUCAUAUUUAUAAAGUUAUAGAAGGUGCCGAUGGAGCCCCAAUUUUUGACACGGCAGAUAUGUCAAAAGUUUUAUUACACGAUAAAAUAACAGGCAAAAUUGAUUUUAUUCAUUUGACUGAGCACAUUAUUGAUAAUGUGCUAAAACCAUACGGAUUCGAGAUAUUGUUACCUGAAAAAGAGAUUGCUAUAGCCAAUUCAUCUGACUGUACAGCUAAUUCAGAAGAAACUGAGAACACGAAUCCGAGAAUCUUAAAAGAGAGUAAUGGAAGAACUUUGAAUAAAGAAAUGAAAAACAUGUGGACGGACAAAAGUAGAGCAAUGCUUCUACACUUAUACAAAAAGUACAAAUGUCAAAUGUGAUUUUGAUUCCAAUAUCAUAAAAAAAGAUGAUGUUUGGACUAAAAUUGCUUGUGAUAUGAAAUGUGAAGGCUACAAUUUUGCUGCAAUACAAUGCAAAGAAAAAAUGAAAUAUAUGAAAAAGAAGUACUCCAAAAAAAUAGAUAACAUGGGUCCUAAAAGUACUGGUGCAGCACCGUUAAAAUGUGAUAACUUUGACGAACUUGACGAACUGUUUGGAAAUAAGCCCAAUGUUAUUCCUGUCGCUAUAGCUAGUUCAUCAGGAAAUGGUAAUAAAUUUAAAGUUACGCAGGAGGAAUUCAGUGAUGUAAAAGAUUGUGACAAGAAACAGCGAAAGAGAGCGAGUGCAAUAACUCUUAGCGAUCUGAAAAUAAUACUUGAAGAAAAAGAAGAAGCGAAAAAGGCCAGGCAUGAACAAAGACAAGAACUUUUUCGACAAAGUAUUACUUCUCACGAACGUAUGAUGGAUAAAUUACUGGAUAAGUUUUAAGUUGCGAGAAGAUUGGCUUUUGUUCCGUCUGAUUUAUUAUUGCAAUAUAUAUACAUAUAUAAUAACGAAUUAAUUAUUAGAAUUAGUAUUUAUUGUAAGAUUAUCGAAGUACAUAUUCAAGAAAAAUGAAAUUAAGUAGUAUUAGGAUACCUCUACGUGAUGGUCGAAAUUUUGGAAAACGCAAUCCAGGAAAAGUACAGUCAAUCAGAAUUGUUAAAAUUUAGCGUGUUUGUGUAAUGUGCUAAUCUGAGUAGUCGUAUUAUUUUCCGAGAUUCAGUUUUCUGAAAUUUUGACCGUCAUGGGGAAGCACCCUCAUUAAUUUAACAAGUUUUCUUUAAUUAUAAUUUUUUCUUGAAUAGAGAAAAAAGCUGUGGUAGUUUUUAAUUUUUUAA